Molecule: messenger RNA, 2206 nt
Organism: Mizuhopecten yessoensis (Yesso scallop)
Lineage: Eukaryota; Metazoa; Mollusca; Bivalvia; Pectinida; Pectinidae
Product: glucosidase 2 subunit beta-like
Exons: 18
Coding region: 67-1842 (591 amino acids)
Biological process (GO): N-glycan processing
Cellular component (GO): glucosidase II complex
Molecular function (GO): protein binding
Source: RefSeq, a predicted model, not a curated record
ACCAAUGAGAGUCUACCAUAUCGCAUAGUCAGAAGGCUGCCGGUGCACGUCAACUAACCAACAAAGAUGAUUAUAAAGACCCUAUUGAUAUGUUUUGUUGUAGUUAUCACGUCUGCUUCCAUUCCAAGACCAAGAGGAGUAGCCGACUCAAAUGCAUCCCACUACCAGCCUAACAGUGAGAAUGUGUUUGCGUGCCUUGAUGGUUCUCAGACUUUCCCCUACACCUAUGUGAACGACGACUACUGUGAUUGUACCGAUGGAUCAGAUGAACCCGGUACAUCUGCAUGUCCAAAUGGCAAGUUCACAUGCACCAACGCUGGACACAGACCAUUGAUAGUUCCAGCGUCCAGGGUCAAUGAUGGUGUUUGUGACUGUUGUGAUGGGACAGAUGAAUACUCGGGAAACAUUGCUUGUGUUGACAGUUGCAAAGAACUGGGAAAGAAGCACAAGGAGGAAGUGGAGCGAAUCAUGAAACAACAGGAGGAGGGCAUGAAAAAGAAACAAGAAUUUGCAGAAGCUGGCAAGAAGAUGAAAGAAGAAAAGAAAGCUAGACUUGAGCAGUUACAGGGUGACAAGGAAGCGGCAGAGGCAGAACGCCAGGAAAUGGAAAUCAAGAAAAAUGAAGCUGAAGUCCCCGAGAAAGAAGCCAAAGAUAAACAUCAAGCCGCUUGGGAUGAAGAUAAAGCGCGCAGGACAGCAGAGAAGGAUUUAGUCACAGCCUCCGCAGCCUUCCAAGAGCUGGACUCCAACAAUGACAACUUUGUUGAUGUACUGGAGAUGGUCAUCCACAACGAGUUUGAUAUUGACUCCAACGGUGUGGUCAGUGAAGAAGAAGUAAAGGAACAUCUUGAGGAGGCCGAUAAAGUAGACGAGGACACAUUUGUUACAAAGAUCUGGCCCAACAUCAAACAGAUCUACAAGUCCUUGGUUCCAGAACCAGCUGAAGCUGAUGGGCAGGCUGCACCUCCUGCAGAGCCCCAGGGGGAGACAGCCCCUCCCCCCGGGGAGGAAACAAAGGACUCUCCCAACUCCCUUCCUCCCCCUCCUCUGGACCCUGAGGAUGAUUAUGAGGAAGAUGAGGAGGAGGAGGGAGAGGAUGAUGAGGAGGAGGAUGACUUGGAUGGUAGGGAUGAUUAUCAUGAUCCUGGUCCUAGCACUGCUGCUCCGGUGAUGUCAAUCACAGGGGCUGGUACUCUGGCCACACUUGCCCCCACUACUAACGAGAUACAGGAUCCUUUAGUGAAAGCAGCCAUUGCGAAGGCAAUGGUUUCUGUACAGGAAAACCUAUCCCAGAAUGAGACAGAGGAGGAGGGGGAGGAUAAGAUGCCUGCCUAUGACGAGGAGACCCAAGUACUGAUAGAAGCUGCUGAUGCUGCUAGGAACGCUUUUAAUGCUGCCGAUGAGAAACUUCAAUCCAUUAACAGAGAAAUAACGUCACUGCAGAGUUACAUGAACCUCGACUUCGGCAACGAUGAGGAGUUUUCGGAAUUGAAGGAUAAGUGCUUUGAGUAUACUGACAGAGAGUAUACCUACAAGUUGUGCACGUACGAACGGGCAUCUCAGCGACCAAAGGCUGGGGGCACAGAGACAAGUCUGGGUAACUGGGGAAGGUGGAGUGGUCCAGACAAUGACCGUUAUUCCUCUCAGCUUUAUGAGCGUGGACAGAAUUGUUGGAAUGGUCCUGACCGUUCUGUAAAGGUCCAUUUUAAAUGUGGUCCAGAAAACCAACUCAUCAAUGCCUAUGAACCAAGCCGUUGUGAAUAUGCAUUUGACUUUGUUACUCCAGUCAGCUGUUCAGGGAGAUUAUCACCAAUGGAAACGCGUUCUCACGACGAACUCUAACCUCUAGCCUUCUUCUAAUUUAUGUUUUCAAAGUAUCUUAUAAUUAAAAUUUCAGUAAACCUUUUAUACAAAUUUAAUGUUUGACAAGUGGACUCUGUUAUCACACUGAUUGUAAAUGUGCUUACAUUUUGUACUUUGGAAUAUAUGAAAUCUUAUUGUGUUACCUGUUGAGAAAAUUCCUGCUAGGAUAUGCUAAAGGUUUUUACAUCAGAAUGAAAAUAAAGGAAGGGACUUCGAAAUAUCUUUUGAUAUUAAGUGCUAUAAUGUGUUAUCGACAUCAGUUGUUGUUGUAGUGCUAUUUAGAUUGUACAAUUUCUAUUUCAAUCACAUAUUUCUUUACAUCUGUAAUAAAUCCUGUCAUCAA